UUCCAAUGUUUUGAAGUGUCCUUGGCAAAAAUCUCAACAAUCCACAUGAUUUUAGCAUUCCCAUUAAAACCCACCAAAAUGAUUCUCACCAACUCCACCAUCUCAAUCUCAAGUUUUCAAAAACCCUCAUCACUCUACAUGUCUUCUAUCUAUCUUUACUACUCACUCCACACACAAUCACAUCAACCAUAUUCGUUCCUUUUUCAACACAACCUCACAUCCCAAACUUCUCUUUCGUUAUAUGAUUCACUCACCCCCUUCUUCAAGAUAGUUCCACUUCCUUCUACCAUCAAGGUUUUAUUAUGCGUUAAGAUGCUUUUUUACGAAGGUAAACAAGUUCACAGUGUUUGAUUUCAUGGUUGUUAAAGAUUUAGUGUGGUGAGAUUCUUUAAUUGAGCGGUUUGUUAGAAAUGGGGAUGUUGAAUUGGCUUUGAAGGUGUUCGAUGAAAUGCCUAGUUGGUAGGGAUACUUUUACUUGGACGGCUGCAAGAAAAUUUUAAAUUUUUAAUCAGGAAAACUCAAAAUUAAUUUUGAAAAUAGAAAUAAAGUUAAUAGACCAAAGUUAAUAUUUUAAAAAUUGGGUAGCUAAAAUCGCAGGAUUGUAAAAAUUGAGGGCCAAAAUUGCAUUUUUUUUUUUUGGGUCAAGUAGGGAUCUUGUGGUUCAAAUAACUCGCAUUUUUGCAUAUGAUGUCUUCUACGAGACAAAAAUGCAUUUUAAUGUUAAACAUAGAAAAACAAGCAAUUAAAACAAUUUUUUUCUUCUAUAUUUGACAUGCUAAAACCAAACAACUUUUACAUAGACUGAAAGUGAAAACUUGGAUACAAAUAUCCUUAGAAUACUCUUUAGUCUUUACAUAUAUUUUUUUAAUAUACUACUAGGUAUUUUUGUUGUAGGAACAUUAAUUCAUUGACAUUUGACAUUUUGAGUACAUGAAUGAGUUAAUGACAUGUCAACUCUUAUUGUAGCUAACAGUUACUAUGUUCCCUCCACAUUCUUUUUCAAACAGUCAAACGUAUCCAAUCAUGCAUGUCUGUUUUGAUCACACAUAAGAGCAAAAACGUGUGUAUAAAAAAUUGAGAGUUGAAUUAGAGUCAUUUUCCAUAUAAAAAAUAUCAACAGUGUCUAUUGAAUAGAAAAGCUAGGAAGUGUGACAUUAUUUUCAAGAAAUAAAUUUUGUACUACAUGUUAAUCCUUUGUUGCUGAUUUGAGUUAAUUUCUUUUUCUGCUUCUUGCUUUCCUUCGGCAGCCAUUUUAUGAUUUUCUUUCUUUCACUUAUUGAUUCAAUGAAACUCAAAAAUGGGUUAUUAUUGUUCUUUAUGUUUCUGGAUUGUAUUUUUCUCAAAGUGGAAUCUAAGUGUGUAAAAGGGUGUGAUGUAGCUUUAGCUUCCUACUAUGUAAUGCCUUUAGUUGAACUCUCAAAUAUAACAACCUUUAUGCAAUCAAAGAUUGUUACCGAUUCUUCGGAAGUUAUAAUCAGGUACAAUAGAGACAUAGUAUUCAGUAAUGAUAAUCUUUUUUCCUAUUCUAAAAUCAACAUUCCAUUCCCAUGUGAAUGUAUUGGAGGUGAAUUUCUUGGGCAUGUGUUUGAAUACACAGCAAAUGAAGGAGAUACUUAUGAUUUACUUGCAAAUACCUAUUAUGCAAGCUUAACAACUGUUGAGGUUUUGAAAAAGUACAAUAGUUAUGAUCCAAAUCAUAUACCUGCUAAGGCUAAGGUUAAUGUCACUGUUAAUUGUUCUUGUGGGAACAGUCAGAUUUCAAAAGACUAUGGCUUGUUUAUUACCUAUCCGCUUAGGCCUAGGGAUACUCUUGAGAAGAUUGCAAGCCAUUAUAAACUUGAUGAAGGGGUGAUACAAAGUUACAAUUUGGGUGUCAAUUUCAGCAAAGGCAGUGGGAUAGUGUUCUUUCCAGGAAGAGAUAAAAAUGGAGAAUAUGUUCCUUUGUAUCCUAGAACAGCAGGUCUGGGUAAGGGUGUUGCAGCUGGUAUAUCUAUAGCAGGAAUAUUUGCGCUUCUGUUAUUUGUAAUCUGUAUAUAUGUCAAAUACUUCCAAAAGAAGGAAGAAGAGAAAGCUAAACUUCCACAAAUUUCUACGGCACUUUCAGCGCAAGAUGGUAAUGCCUCAGGCAGUGGAGAAUAUGAAACUUCAGGAUCUAGUGGGCAUGGUACUGGUAGUACUGCUGGCCUUACAGGAAUUAUGGUGGCUAAGUCAACUGAAUUUUCAUAUCAAGAACUAGCCAAAGCUACAAAUAACUUCAGCUUGGAUAAUAAAAUUGGUCAAGGUGGAUUUGGAGCUGUCUAUUAUGCAGUACUCAGAGGCGAGAAAACAGCAAUUAAGAAGAUGGAUGUACAAGCGUCCACCGAAUUUCUUUGCGAGUUGCAAGUCUUAACACAUGUUCAUCACUUGAAUCUGGUGAGGUUGAUCGGAUAUUGUGUCGAGGGAUCACUUUUCCUUGUAUAUGAACAUAUUGACAAUGGUAACUUGGGUCAAUAUUUGCACGGUAUAGAUAAAGCACCAUUACCAUGGUCGAGUAGGGUGCAAAUUGCUCUAGAUUCCGCAAGAGGCCUUGAAUACAUUCAUGAACAUACUGUACCUGUGUAUAUCCAUCGUGAUGUAAAAUCAGCAAACAUAUUAAUAGACAAGAACUUGCACGGAAAGGUUGCAGAUUUUGGCUUGACAAAACUUAUUGAAGUUGGAAACUCCACACUUCACACUCGUCUUGUUGGAACUUUUGGAUACAUGCCACCAGAAUAUGCUCAAUAUGGUGAUGUUUCUCCAAAAAUAGAUGUAUAUGCUUUUGGAGUUGUUCUUUAUGAGCUAAUUUCAGCAAAGAAUGCUGUUCUAAAGACAGGUGAAUCUGCUGUUGAAUCAAAGGGUCUUGUAGCCUUGUUUGAAGAAGCACUUAAUCAAAUUGAUCCUUUAGAAGCUCUUCGCAAACUGGUGGAUCCUAGGCUUAAAGAAAACUAUCCAGUUGAUUCUGUUUUAAAGAUGGCUCAACUUGGGAGAGCAUGUACAAGAGACAAUCCAUUGCUACGUCCAAGUAUGAGAUCAUUAGUUGUUGCUCUUAUGACACUCCUAUCACAUACUGAUGAUGAUGACACUUUCUAUGAAAAUCCAUCUCUCACAAAUCUAUUGUCAGAGAGAUGAAGGGUUUGUGUGUCAAAUUGAAUGAUGUUUGUUAAAAACUUUUAGAAGCAUACAGCCAAAAGGUUUGUACUUAGAACAUAAUAUUCAGGUUAGGAAGUUUUGAUCUUGUGUUCAAAUUUUAUUUCCCAAAAUAGUCAAAAAGUCCUAGAUCUCAAGACAUUCUGUAAUUAUAUUUUUAGUGAAGUUGUAACACUAAAGUACAGUUUAUA
Molecule: messenger RNA, 3356 nt
Organism: Vicia villosa (hairy vetch)
Lineage: Eukaryota; Viridiplantae; Streptophyta; Magnoliopsida; Fabales; Fabaceae
Product: lysM domain receptor-like kinase 3
Exons: 12
Coding region: 1255-3147 (630 amino acids)
Biological process (GO): innate immune response; protein phosphorylation
Molecular function (GO): transmembrane receptor protein kinase activity; ATP binding
Source: RefSeq, a predicted model, not a curated record